Sciurus carolinensis (gray squirrel) is the source of this 3752-nucleotide messenger RNA. RefSeq names its product TAFA chemokine like family member 2 (gene Tafa2). Lineage: Eukaryota; Metazoa; Chordata; Mammalia; Rodentia; Sciuridae. The record is from RefSeq and is a predicted model, not a curated record. The transcript is spliced from 5 exons. Gene Ontology annotation, molecular function: receptor ligand activity. The coding region runs from base 998 to 1393 and encodes 131 amino acids.
CUUCGAGGAGGGAUUGAGAGGCUGCAGCUGGCCAGGAGUUGCUAAUAAGUGGACUCGAGUCGACGGCUCAAAGUCUCCGAGAGGGCACCAGCGGGAUCUAUCUACGAACUGCGGGAACAGGGGCACCAAAACCGAGGAACUCGGGCAUCUUGCGGCUGGUGGGGGGCAUUGGCUGAGUUCAGAGCCUCUCCUUUUCCUGCCCCGAGCCUCCAGCCACUCCUCUACAUUGGAGACCCGCGACCUGCGAGAGCCAGGGAACUCUAGAAGUACGUGGCGGAGGCUGCUUUCCUGAAGGUGAAUCAUUCCGUCCAAUUGCCUUUCCCCAGAGAACAAGAGGGAGGGCGGAGAGAGGGAACGGAGGAUGUGUGAGCGUGUGUGUAUGUGAAAGGAAGAGACGACGUGAGGCGAGAGGAGAAGACUUUACUCGGGGUUAAAAGCCAACGCAUCAGAGAUGGAAUAAGAGCGGUAAUUGCUGCAAGCCCGCCUUGAUUCUCGCAGUCGGGGAAGCUGAGCGCACAGCGCGCAUCCGGCGAGGACAGCGGGCGACCGCCGGCUCUGCCAAGGGCUGCGGGACUUUGGUUUUUUUCCUCAGUAAACAAAUCUUCUGAUUACUUUGACACUGUGGAAUAAAGAGGAGGGGGGAAAAGAAAAGACCAGGCUCAUGUACUCCACCUUCCACUUGCUUUAAGGGGAUUCUAGUUUGGAUGUGAAGAUUCCUGAACCCUCUUUGCCAUCGGAGGAGGAAACACACUCAUACGCGCGCGCGCAUACACACACACACACACACACACACACACGCACACACACGCGCGCUUAGGGCCACACUCACACGCCCUCCACGAGCACACACCACCAGUCUUCGGUUCCCUAUGCCCCUGGAUGGUGACGGCGGAUUGGCAUCUCGGAAGCGAUGCAAGAGCGAUAAGGCUGGCGCCGGCCCGCGGAAACUGCAGGAACAUCUCUAGGUGUUGCCGCCACCGGGAAGCCGGGCUGCAGGAUGAGUAAGAGAUACUUACAGAAAGCAACAAAAGGAAAACUGCUAAUAAUAAUAUUUAUUGUAACCUUGUGGGGGAAAGUCGUAUCCAGUGCAAACCAUCAUAAAGCUCACCAUGUUAAAACGGGAACUUGUGAGGUGGUGGCACUCCACAGAUGCUGUAACAAGAACAAGAUAGAAGAACGGUCACAGACAGUCAAGUGCUCCUGCUUCCCCGGGCAGGUGGCAGGCACCACACGAGCGGCUCCGUCUUGUGUGGAUGCAUCUAUAGUGGAACAGAAAUGGUGGUGUCAUAUGCAGCCAUGUUUGGAGGGAGAGGAAUGUAAAGUUCUUCCAGAUCGGAAAGGAUGGAGCUGUUCUUCUGGGAAUAAAGUGAAAACAACUAGGGUAACCCAUUAACCAAGGAUAAAUCAAGUGAUCCUCCAGUCUGAUUUCAUUGAACAUAUGUGUAGAAAUUUAACUCUUGAGGUGAUCUUGAAGACUUUUAUACUGCUCAGAAGAAGGGCUCCAGAGUCUAUUUCCAAGGAAUUCUAUGACAAGCUACCAGCCUCUUCUAGAUACCAAGACUUUAAAAAUGUCAAACAUGAACUUCUAUGUCAUAAAGACUUCAUCAGAUUUGAACUAUGCUCUACUUGUGAAGUUGCAAAGGGAAUUUGAAGUUGCUGUCUGCAGAGCUGGUGAAGAGUUAGUGGUUUUGGGGUGACAUCACAGUCACCUUUUGGGGUCCUGGAUCCAGCUGUGACUGCUUUGCUCAUUUCUGAAAGCUGUCUCCCAAGUGCACUGUCCUUCUGUCACGGAUGUGUUCCUGGGUUCUUUGUUCACUGGUGAACGGGACUGAACACAGCUUUGAAGACACUUUCUUUGAGAACUUCUUUGGCAUGGCGUAGACUGAGACAAUUUUCUUUGUAUCCUAAUCUUGGAGCUCUAAAAGCCUAUGUGUUUUAACAUCUUAAGGUUGCUUUUGUUAAAGGAAUGGAAAUAUAUACCCAUUGAUAAUAAUUAUUGUUGGCAAGUAAUAGUAAUCUGAGUACAUCAAUCAUGUAAGAAUGUAUAGACAAGCUGACAUGUUCCCCCAAGGCUAACCCACAACUACUCUGUCAGUUAAAUAGCUAGUAGUUAGAACUGGAUCACCAUCUUCAUCAUACAAUACUUUGUACUUCUAAAGCACUCUCCCUUUCUAUUCAUUUUGUUUUGUUUUUAAGUAGACUUUUUCUUUAUUUAUUUUUGUUUAUUUUUUUCCCUUCAGAGAAAUCAGCAGUGAACUGUCAAGGUAUUAUGUAAGCCUUCAGAUUCAAAAACUCACCAGGGAUGCAUGUGCGUUUCUGAAGCUUAGCUUGAACGUUAUUCACUUAGACUUCUGAAUUUUUUUUUCAGAUGGCUUUUCUAUCUCAUUUUUAAAGAUUGUCUCUUGCUUGAUCCCAAUAACUGUUUGAAUGCUUACAUAUUUGUUCACUCUGUUGAUAGAAUAAAUUGUUCAUUUUCCUUGGUCAGAAAUUUAUAAAUAUUUGCUUACAAUUGUUCCAUUCAAAUGAUUUCAUAGGCCAGUAUUCUGUCCACAUUUUCAUGGUCGUUUUAACGUUUGUGAUUUUUCGGUUUUACAGGAACGUCUUAUAAAUAUUUAAAAGCCUUAAACAUUUAUGUACUUUUUUCUAAGUUAUUACAGAAUGUAUAAUUUUAUACUGUAUUUAUUUUGUUCCAUUUGUGAUGUGGAAGAAGGGAAGAAUGGAAAUGGCCUCGCCAUUCUGUCAUAAUGUUGUGUAAACCUAUAGAUUGAAGGAAUGUAAAGGGAGGGAUUUCUGUGUCCUGCUUGUUUUAGACUAAUCAGAAGAUGCUUCAGAAAUUAUCUUAUUAGCAGUUCCAUCCUGUUAAAGAAGGUGUGAAAAUGUUUUGUAAUUUUAGAAUUCAGUGACAAUGGCAAGUUAGGCAUACACUGGUUUCCAUGAGGGAGGCUCAGAUGUCCUGGAGAGCUUUGGUCUGUUAAUUUGUAACAAUAUUCAAAGACCAAUAUAUUAUUCAGACACUUCACUGGAAAGAACAAUUAAAAGAGUUUACAAUUUGUUAAAAUUAAAUUUGAAAAUAUUCUUUUAGCAGUAAACUACAGUCUAUGGCCCCACAAGUAUGGGGAAUGAAAUGACUUCCUGCCUCCAUUUUAACUGUGCUUAAAACUAACCAGAGGGCUCUGAGUGGACUUUACAGUGGUUCGAGACUACAUGAAAUCAUAAAGAAAGAAAUAAUAGUUGUGCUGGAGUUUCUGCAUCAAUUAGAAUAUCAUUAAUUUCUUUAGAACAAAGUGGAAAACUAUAUUAUUUUAGAAAUUAUGAAUUUGUCCUAGGUUCCUUUGAAAUUAUAGCUCAUACUUCGGAAAUUCUGUAUUAUAUACAAGUGUAAUACAUGCAUAUUAAUAGAAAAAAUAAAUGGAAUUUCAAAUAUACUAACUAGAUUAUCCCCAGUAGAUUAAUGUUGUGACUAUUCAGAAAAGGUGAAUAAAAUUGGGAUAUAAAAUGAACUCUCUUUCAUAAGUACAAUUUGGAGAAUCUGUUCUUUUGUUAUACUUUAAAGUCUUGUCAGUUACUAUCCAGGAAAGCCUCUGAAUUCCCAAGGAAGCUGUCAUAAAUUCUUCACUAUUCUUUUCAUAAAAAUCCAUAGCAAGUACUGCCAUUUAUGUAAAGUUUCAAUAUUUGGUUUGCUUCUUUGCUAGGAAACAAUGAAAUGGAUAUAAUUACCUUUGUGCUACUUGUCCAUAACUUGACUAUAAGCA